Knipowitschia caucasica is the source of this 1356-nucleotide messenger RNA. The record is from the annotation of a GenBank genome assembly. NCBI's taxonomy places the organism in Eukaryota, Metazoa, Chordata, Actinopteri, Gobiiformes, Gobiidae.
AUGCAAUGUUUGUACUUUCUUCCUGCAAUGGCCCGUCCUCCAUGCUUCACACAGCCAGUCUCUGUUGAGAUUCUCCGGUGGCUCUCUAUUCAAGACCAAGACCACAUCGAGCCAAUGUCCAACAAGCAGGACAGCAACUCAUCAGAGGGAGAGGAGAAAGGGUGGCCUGAUGUCCCGAAGAGAAAGAGGAAAAACAGCCAGUGUUCUGUGAAGAGCAUGUCUGCUCUUAGUGUCUCUGUUGCAGGGUACAUCCCCAGCUACUUGGAGAAGGACGAGCCGUGUGUAGUGUGCGGGGAUAAAGCCACAGGAUAUCAUUACCGCUGUAUCACCUGUGAAGGCUGCAAGGGUUUCUUUCGGAGAACUAUUCAGAAGAAUCUGCAUCCUUCUUACUCGUGUAAAUAUGAAGGCUGCUGCAUCAUUGACAAGAUCACUCGAAACCAGUGCCAGCUGUGUCGCUUUAAGAAGUGCACCUCUGUGGGAAUGGCCAUGGACUUGGUACUGGAUGAUUCAAAGCGUGUGGCCAAGCGGCGGCUGAUAGAGCAGAACCGUGAGAAGAGAAAGAAGGAAGAGAUGGUGCGAAUGAUGCACCUGCGGCCGGAGCCCGACAGCUCUGAGUGGGAGCUCAUCAGGAUGGUCACAGAGGCCCACAAAAACACCAAUGCACAAGGCUCCGCCUGGAAACAGAAACGCAAAUUCAUGCCGGACGACAUCGGACAAGGGUCCAUGUUGCCCACCUCAGAUGGAGAUAAGGUCGACCUGGAAGCUUUUAGUGAGUUCACAAAGAUCAUGACGCCAGCAAUCACCCGUGUUGUGGACUUUGCCAAGAAGCUGCCCAUGUUUUCUGAGUUGCCGUGCGAGGACCAGAUAAUCCUCCUGAAGGGUUGCUGUAUGGAGAUUAUGUCGCUUCGAGCCGCUGUGCGUUAUGACCCGGAGAGUGAGACGCUGACGCUCAAUGGAGAGAUGGCAGUGAAGAGGGAGCAGUUGAAAAACGGUGGACUGGGAGUUGUGUCAGACGCCAUCUUUGAUUUGGGAAAAAGCUUGGCCCAGUUCAACUUGGACGACACAGAGGUGGCGCUGAUGCAAGCUGUGUUGCUCAUGAGCUCAGACCGCUCGGGACUGACCAGCAUGGACAAGAUCGAGCAGUGUCAGGAGGCCUUCCUGCUGGCGUUUGAACACUACAUCAACUACAGAAAGCACAACAUUCCCCACUUCUGGCCUAAGCUGCUGAUGAAGGUGACGGACCUGCGCAUGAUCGGAGCAUGCCACGCCAGCCGCUUCCUCCACAUGAAGGUGGAGUGUCCCAACGAACUCUUUCCACCACUCUUCCUCGAGGUGUUUGAGGACCAGGAAGUCUAA